Messenger RNA from Pteronotus mesoamericanus, 537 nucleotides. RefSeq names its product ubiquitin like 4B (gene UBL4B). Lineage: Eukaryota; Metazoa; Chordata; Mammalia; Chiroptera; Mormoopidae. The coding region runs from base 1 to 537 and encodes 178 amino acids. The transcript has a single exon. The record is from RefSeq and is a predicted model, not a curated record. Gene Ontology annotation, molecular function: protein binding.
AUGUUCCUCACAGUCAAGCUCCUCCUGGGCCGGAGAUGCAGCGUGAAGGUGUCGGGGCAGGAGAGCGUGGCCACGCUGAAGAAGCUGGUGUCGGAGAGGCUGCAGGUGCCGGAGGAGCAGCAGCACCUGCUCUUCCGUGGCCAGCUGCUGGCCGAUGACAAGCGUCUCUCCGACUACUGCAUCGGGCCCAAUGCCUCCAUCAACGUCAUCAUGCGGCCCCCGGAGAAGACCGCGCCUGCGGAGGCCCUGCAGCCCCAGCCGCUGUGGCACCAGCUGCGCCAGGUCCUGGCCAAACACUUCAGGCCCCAGGACGCCAAGGCAGUGCUGCAGCUGCUGAGGCAGGAGCACGAGGAGCGGCUGCGGAGGAUAAGCCUGGGGCACCUGGAGCGCUUGGCACGGGACCUCCUGACUGAGGAGCCGCUGGCGGAGCCUGCAGGGGAGGAGGAGUCUGAGGCUGCAGCCUCUGCGCCGCCCAGAGACGAGGAGGAUGAGGAGGAAGAUGAGGAGGGGGAGGGGGAAAGGGAGGCUGAUCAGUAA